UGAGUCAUAACGUAACCUCAACGAUUUCAUUUUAAUUUUAUAUUUUCAUUCUAAAAUUUAAACAGAACGUAUUUAAAACUUUACUACUUGUUUUAAAUAUGUAAAAUAAUUAUUGUUAUAGAAGACCUUUAUUUAAAUAGUAUCAGUGUAACCAACGAUGGCUCUUAAUUUAAAAUCUCUUCAUUUGCGAUCUCUGUAUCCAACCUUCCGCAAUUACUGUGAUUACAAAUCGAUAUACGAACGUGAUGAAGCGGGUCCUCAGCCGCGUAAAGUCCACGGGACUGUUUACCCAGACUGGCGCCGACCAUGGGUGCAGCGUGACGGUGAAUGGCACAGCAAACUUUCCAUUUUCGUGGAGAAAAGUCCUAGUAUGCAUAUACUAAAUGCCAUGCAAAAAAUCCCCAGUUUAACAAUACAAGAUAUUAAAGAAUGGUGGACAGAUAUGAAAGUAGUACAAGAGAUCGAAAACCAAAAGUAUUUACCAGAAAGAGUAGCAGCUUUGGGCAUAAAUUUGGCAGCAGUGCAUUUUUUUACCUAUCGACAGUGUGCAGUCAGAUUAAAAGGCCAACAACAGUGGAUAUCUGGUGAUUUAACAACAUUGAACCUCCCAGAUUCAUAUAAAGAUGGUUAUUAUGUGGAAGCUGUGGACUGCAGUAAGUUUCACCACAACGGAAUAAGAUAUGAGGGCCUACAAAACUUGUCAGGCUUAAAUUUUCUCAAAGGGCUUUCUCUGAAGAAUAAUAAACAUGUAGAUGUUUGGUGUUUAGAUAGAAUAGCUGGAAAUAACGGAAGUAGCUUAGAAUAUUUAAACAUUGAGGGAUGCAACCUCUGCCCUGGUGGAAUAUAUGCAAUAGCAAGGAUGGAGGCUCUAAAGUUAUUGAAAAUUACUGACCCUGGUGAUAAUGUUGAAUUACAAGUGGCCUUGUCUAUGCUUGAGCAAGAAAGGCCUAAUUUAUUUAUUAAUGCAAGUAAUGAUAAUGAUGAAAAUGAUUUAGAAGAAAUAUAGAUUGCUUUAUAAUUUUAGAUUAGACUCAAAAGAUUUAUUUAAGAACUGUAUAUAAUAAAAUAGUAAAUUAAUUCAAAUGUAUUUUUUUCAUGAAACAAACAUGCAUUGUCUCUUUCAAGAAAUCUUCAAUAGUUCCACUUUAAUUGAAAUCUGCUAUCUUGAGUGCUAUCCUUGCUUUUUGAUCAAACAUCUAAUCUCUGAGCAUAAACAUUUUUAUUGGAAAAAUAGGGGAAUAUUAAAAAUUAUGAAUGUUAUUUAAAUGGGUACAUACCACAACAAAAAGACGAGAUUUUUAAUGUCAAUAUUUCGACCCAGUUGUAUGGAUUGUGGUGACGUUCAACUGAAGUUGCGAGAUGAGAAGUGAAGUCAGCUGUUAGGGGCAAAAUCAAUCUACCCUCUUUCUCGUCUUUUUAUCGUGGUAUGUACCCGUUUAAAUAACAUUCAUAAUGAACAACCACAAAAUAAGUUUAAAAUCAUUAGAAUAUUAAACAUGUUAAAACAAUAAGUAUACAAAGUUAACCAGUUGAAUUAUGAUAAUCUUUAGGAUUAUUUAUAAGGACGGGAAGUACACAAUGUCUUCUUGAAGCAUAAUUAAAAUUGCAGUGCUUCAAUGUCAUCUCUUUCCUUGCAUAUAUUUAUCUCAACAACCCAAGGGCUUUUGCAUAUUAGAUUAUUUUUUUUUAUUAUCAUUUUGUAUAUCUUUUUAGACUAAACAAGAUGAGCAAGUAAUUACUUGUUCAUCUUGUUUAUAGUCUAAAAAAUGUAGUCUUUUUGAAAAUAGAAAAGCCUUCAAAUUACUAAAGAAAAAUGUGUUUUAAAAGCUCAAUGAAGUUAAGUAGAUACCAUCAAGUUCUUGCACUGAAUCUAAUCCAAUUCCAUUCCAUCUUUAGAAGUCUUUCUCUCUUUAUGCAUGUAUCUGCAAAUAAAUAAAUUGAUUGAUUGAUUGAUAAGUUUAAGGGGUUGUAGCUCAAUUGAGUCAAAGAAUGCUAUCAACAAUGCCUCUCAAAUAUUUUUUUAUAUGCAAAGUGGAAUUGUGUAAACUCUGUAGUGUCAUCUUGCUCGCAAGAUGUCAAGGCAGUGUGGAUCAAAUGCAGGGUGGCUCAGGUACUAAUGUGGAGGAUAAAUAAAAAACAAUAAUGCUUUCGAGGUUUUUAUGUUUUAACAUAAGUUCGUACAAUGAUCCAAUAUGCUUGAACAAUCUGUCCACAUUUCUAUGUGUCGGUUGUCUACCUGCACAGGGUGAGUUUAUCAUCUCUGUUGUCUUUGAUUGGGUACAAUCACUAAAUCGCUAUUUAUUGGUCCAUUCAGUUGGAUUCAUAAAUGUUUUAAAAAACUUCUCCUAUGUGAUUAAUGUUUCAGAUAUUUCUCUUAAAGGUCAUUUUGUCUAAUUCAAUCUAGUAAUAGGUACAUUAAAAUUGAACACUUAAAUCUAAAUAAACUGUCUAAACAAGAUAUUUACAUGUAUGCCAUUUGACUAAACAAUUAGACUAAUGCCUUAUUUAGAAAGUAAUAAAUAACGAAUAUGAAAUGCUUCAUUCAAAAUGUCCUUUUUGAAAUAAUAGCUAAUUAUUCUUAAAAUACAACAUUAUAUAACUUGUUUAUAAGCAACAAAGUUAGUUCAGUCUAAAAGGGUUUGCCUAUUACAGUUUAUUGACUGACAAAGCCUAGAACUGUAUUAGUGUUGUUAAAUCUGAAUACAACCUUUGCAGCCUUAUACAAAGUGAACAUCUUGUCAAAUUAAAUUAUUGAGUUAACUUUGAACUAUACAAAAUUGAGAUUUUACAACAAUUGUAUUAUACAAAAUCAACUCCGUAUUACAUAGUAAUGGACAAAGAGCCUGUGAAUGUCAGACUUUCGUUUUAUAAAUGCACAAAAGGUUGUCAGCUGAUACUCCUACCAUAGGUAAGUGUGUCCAUAGAUGCCUAUGCCUAAUAGGCAUCUAUGGAUUAUGAACUCAGACCAAAUAUUUACAAAUGAGACGUACCUAACUUCAUCUUUUAAUAAACUAGAAGUUACUGACUGUUUAAAAAAAUAUCUAGACAACUCAGCAUUUUUAGGGAGCUCUUUAAACGACGAAAACUAUUACAACAAUGAAACAUCGAUUAAUAAGAGAUAGUUUUUAUAAACGCGUUAGAUCUUGACCAUAUACUUUGCUUUGACAGAGGGGUAACGUCUAACGAGGCAGAUGAGAGUUUGAGACAUGGUGGCUUAGGAAGAUAGAAUGCUUGAAAGGUACCAGACCCUCAAUUAUCAAAGCCACAACGGUCUAAACUCGCUAGUUGCCUACUAUACAGCAAAAAGUAGUAAAAUGUAAUCCCUCACAUCUAGUACUGUCAGGGAAAAAAACAAAAAGUUUUCACUUCAGAAAUGCCAAAAGUAAAAAAAGGAAUCUCUUUUUUUCCUUGGUUAAGCGUGCGCCCAAAAGUUGGAAACAUCCUACAUAGUCAAGUCACAAGUCAUAUUUAUUUUAAGCGAGCAUUUUCGUUUCUUUUGUGAGAAAUCUUUAGGAUAUAUUUGUGCCCCUCCAAGGCUACGCCACUAUUUCUGUACUUACCCAUGGUAACAGGCUAACAAACUUGCAGUUUCAUAAAAUUAGGAAAGUCUAGCAAUCAUUAAUGACAAACUCUUGUUCUAUAACUAAGUUCUGAAAGUCAAUAAGGCACUUGUAAUACGCAGCAUUAGGGUUUUCAUAUUUGUUAUUAUGCUAACACACUGAAAGACAUCCAUACCAUUCAACAUAUUAACAUCUCCAUUAAAACAAACUUAAAUGUACGGGACAAUAUUAAAGCAAAUUGAAACAUCACUACAAACAAUCACAAGCGAAAUAUAAAUUGUAUAAUCGUGUCAUAUUGCAACAGAAAAUGGAUUAUAAUACUUAAGUUAUUAUUUAUUAUGUAAAAUCAAAAUAAAAGUUAAUGUUUUAAAAACUAAAACCUGACACUAAAGUGAAAUGAAACAUAUCAUUACUUAAAAAAAGCGAUUGUUAACACCCAGAAAUAGUCGUAAUUAAAUAAAAUUCAUCAACAAAUUACAAUAAUUGUGCAAUAUGUAUCUAAAUAAUACACAUUAUCUUGUAAAUAAAUUAUAAUGUUUAAAUAAAUAUCAAUGAAUGAUUUAAACAUCAAUUGUUUUUUUUUUUUAAAUUGUUAUUAAAUUACUCAUAAUAAAAUGAAAAGCGAAAAGUUACGUUGUGUAGAUAUGUGGGUGUAAAAAUUUUUUUUUAAAAGAAUCGGAUUUUUUGAAAUAGAAAUUAAUGAUUUUGAAUGUUAAAAACAUAUUGAAUUUUUAAAGUAAAUCCAAUGGCACGUUAUUUUAUUCUGCAUAUCGACAUUAAUUUUUUAAUAUAAAUAAGUUAGAUUAUAAUGUGUGAAAAACGAAAAGCUACCAAAAGUGUGACAAAUAUUUUAUAUAUCCAUAGACCGUAAUUUCUCAUAAUGCUCGUUAUUUCUCUUACGAAAUAAAAAAUUCGUUUCGAUGUAUACCUACUAACAAGUUCGCUCGAAUCGAAUCGAUAUCUACAUAAAAAAAGAACAGAAAAUAUAACCACGUAGGGUAUUAUUAUCAUUUAAAAAAGAAAAAGCUUGCAGAAGAACUCUCAAUAAUAUCUGUAUAAGUAAAAAUUUUUUUACCUUGCGCACAUUUACACACCGCUCUGUGGUGUCUAUGACGAAGUACAAGAUGUGACGUCACACCGAAAAUUAUUCUUAGACACCACAAAGAAGAAUAUGUGAAUCUGUGUGUAAAUAUCUAUUACAUCUAUUGCUCGUACAAGUUUACCACCACUGCAAGAGAGAACGAUAUAUGAAUGUUAUUAUUGAUUGGCGGAAUUCGGCCUUCUAUUUGUAAUUUAACUGUAUAUGACAAUAUUACUAUAUUAUGGUAACAAUAAAGCUUAUAAUAUGUGCCAGCAAUGAUUUCAACAAAUUGACUACACAAAACAUUAGUAUCAAUUCAAGUGUUUUAAACUAACUGCAAACCCUACUCAGGGAUAUGACGAUAAAGACUCCAGUGAAUCAAAAGGAGUUGCAAAACUAACUCGGGGAUAUGACGAUAGAGACGCAAGGGAAUCAAAAAGAAUUGCAAAACUGACUCAGGGCUAUGACGAUAGAGACGCAAGGGAAUCAAAAGGAAUUGCUAAACUGACUCGGGAAUAUGACGAUAGAGACGCAAGGGAAUCAAAAAGAAUUGCAAAACUGACUCAGGGAUAUGACGAUAGAGACACAAGGGAAUC
Messenger RNA from Bicyclus anynana (squinting bush brown), 5237 nucleotides. Its product is annotated as distal membrane-arm assembly complex protein 2. Lineage: Eukaryota; Metazoa; Arthropoda; Insecta; Lepidoptera; Nymphalidae. Bases 158 to 1006 code for a protein of 282 amino acids. The transcript is spliced from 2 exons. The record is from RefSeq and is a predicted model, not a curated record.